AUGGGUUCUGCUUUCAGUAGCUUGAAAUUCUAUUUCAAGUCUGUGGCUUUCGGCGUCUUAAUAUCUGUAUGUGCCCUCUACGGAGUGUUCGCUUCAAUCUUUCUUAGAAUUAUUGGAAAACCCCAAUAUGCUCAAUACACUGUAGCAAGGGCAUUUUAUUAUUCGUUUUCAACGGUUUUGGGGGUCAAAAUAAACAUCAAAAAUGCCCACUAUUUGAACGAGAAACCAGCAAUUGUGAUUUCUAAUCACCAGUCAGCUUUGGACAUUCUUGUUCUCGGCAAAACGUUUACUCCAGGAAUGACUGUGACCGCCAAGAGAGCCUUGAAAUUCUUUCCAUUUUUAGGAUGGUUUAUGCUUGCGUCAGGCACCUUUUUCUUGGACAGAACUCGUGGAGAGAAAGCGAGAAAGGUAUUGGAUGGUGCUUUGGCCAGUUUGAAGAGGGACAACAGGGCUCUUUUCAUAUUCCCUGAAGGAACCAGAUCAGGUACCACCAAAUUGGAUCUUCUUCCAUUCAAAAAAGGUGCUUUCCACUUGGCCAAACAGGCCCAGAUUCCUAUUGUACCCUUUGUUGUUAGCAAUACUUCGGGAAUUUUCCAUGCUUCAACUCGAACCUUUAAUCGUGGAGAAAUCACCAUCGAGGUAUUACCUCCCAUGUCCACAUCACACUUGGAAACUAACGAGCAAUUGAAUGACUUUGCUCUUGAAGUACAUGAUAAGAUGAAGACCACGCUCCAGAAUUUGGGAUACUCCAAAGUGCCUGGAUUCAAAAAAGAAGAAACAGCUGUAGAAGCAUUAGACACAGACGACACAGACGAAGUUGCAAUCGAAAGAGUUCCCGAGCACACUCCGCUCUUGUCUAAAGAUUAG
Meyerozyma guilliermondii ATCC 6260 is the source of this 867-nucleotide messenger RNA. RefSeq names its product 1-acylglycerol-3-phosphate O-acyltransferase (gene SLC1). Gene Ontology annotation, cellular component: membrane; endoplasmic reticulum. The coding region runs from base 1 to 867 and encodes 288 amino acids. Lineage: Eukaryota; Fungi; Ascomycota; Pichiomycetes; Serinales; Debaryomycetaceae. The transcript has a single exon. The record is from RefSeq and is a predicted model, not a curated record. Gene Ontology annotation, molecular function: 1-acylglycerol-3-phosphate O-acyltransferase activity. Gene Ontology annotation, biological process: phosphatidic acid biosynthetic process.